Molecule: messenger RNA, 798 nt
Organism: Puntigrus tetrazona (Sumatra barb)
Lineage: Eukaryota; Metazoa; Chordata; Actinopteri; Cypriniformes; Cyprinidae
Product: plakophilin-3-like
Exons: 5
Coding region: 245-682 (145 amino acids)
Biological process (GO): cell-cell junction assembly; cell-cell adhesion
Cellular component (GO): plasma membrane; cytoplasm; nucleus
Molecular function (GO): cadherin binding
Source: RefSeq, a predicted model, not a curated record
AAGUUAUAAUGUGUCCUAUCAGAGGAAUCAAGACCUGACCACCUUCUCCGAAGUGGCACGAGUCCCUAAAGGAGCAGAGUGGCUGUGGCACCCUAAGAUAGUCACUCUAUACAACCGCAUCCUGCAGAGCUCUGAAACAAGCACAGCCACACGAGAGGCAGCGGCGGGAGCCCUGCAGAACAUCACAGCAGGCGACAGCAGGUGGGCCUCUGUGUUGAGUCGAGUGGCGCUGGAGCAGGAGCGGAUGUUGCCGGUGAUUCUUGACCUGUUGCGGAGCCCCACAGAUGCCGAGCUCCGCUCUCUCACGGGUCUGCUGAGGAACCUUUCCCGGCACUGCAAAAACAAAGCUGACAUGGCUACCAAAGUGGUGAAUAUUCUGGUGAACAAACUCCCCAGCGAUGGGCAUCAGAAGGAACCUUCUAGUGAGGUGGUGGUCAACAUCUGUGGGGUUCUCAACAACCUGGUUACAGGAAGCUCUCUGGCUGCUAGAGAUAUCACUUAUUUUGAUGGACUGCCCAAGCUGGUCAGCAUUAAGACGUCUCAUGACAACAGUCCUGGGAAGCUAAAAGCCGCCAGGGCUGCCUCCACCGUUCUGUCCAACAUGUUUCAGUACACCAAACUUCACAAAGAUUACAAACAGAAAGGGUUCACAAGACGGGAUUUCAUGGAUAUGACCGUCUAAUCUCUGUUCGUGACUUAGUGCUAAACUCAGCGGACAAGAUGGAAUUAGACAUCCAUGGGAUUUUACACCAAAGUCACAAAGGGAAUGCAACCAGCCCGUUUCUCUCAAACACAGAC